GAAUUCGUCGCGCACACUCUCCUCUCUCCCUAUAUAUAAAUACCGCACUCCCAUUCUUCAAUACAAUACCAAGUCUUUUCCUCUACCAGAUUUAACUACAAAGGAAUUGCAGAAGUCUCUCUCUGUUUCUCUAAGCUUUUUUCGUUAUGGCAGAUAAACAGCCUCACUUGAACGGAGCAUUUUAUGGCCCCUCAAUUCCUCCACCACGAUAUAACCACCGCCGUGGAUGCGGCUGCUGCAUUCUGAGCCUGUUCUUCAAGAUCAUGCUUGCCCUCGUCGUCAUCGCUGGCAUUGCAAUCCUCGUUUUCUGGCUUGUAGUCCGCCCAAACAAGGUCAAGUUCCACGUGACCAACGCCAGGCUCACUGAAUUCAAUCUCACCUCAAACAACAACCUCAAUUACAACCUUGCGCUCAAUCUCACCAUUCGGAACCCGAACAAGAAGAUUGGGGUAUACUAUGACGUGAUCGAGGCUCGGGCUUUGUACGAGGACCAGAGGCUGAAAUCUGUUUACUUGCCUAAUUUCUAUCAAGGACACAAGAGCACCAACACCAUCAGUCCUGUUUUUCAAGGGCAGCAAGCUGUGUUCUUUGGUGCUGAUGAGACUGCAGAGUAUAAUCAGGAGACCGUGAAUGGGGUUUAUAGUUUUGAUGUGAAUUUGUAUCUGAGGAUUAGAUUCAAACUGGGAGAUUUCAUAACUGGGAAGUUCAAGCCCAAGGUUAAGUGCGAGUUUCAGGUUCCUUUGAACUCUGCUGAUGGAAGAUUGGCCGGUGGGGUUGAGUCUUCCAAGUGUGAUGUUGAUAUUGGCCGGUGGAUUUGAGUCUUCCUAGUGUGUGAUGUUUGAUCUCUGAGCACUUCUCUUCUUAUUAUAGCAUAUUAUUCUUUUGUUCUGUUAUAUAUGCGGAUCCUGCUGCUGUUGUUUUGAUGUAAAUGAAUAAUGAAACAUAUAGAGGCAUUCUUAUUGGUUUUGUAUAUCUAUAACUGCUGAAAUAUGUUUUGAGAGACUUGGUCUAUCAUUCCUCCUUUUAAUGGAUUCUUUUACACCUUA
Molecule: messenger RNA, 1046 nt
Organism: Tripterygium wilfordii
Lineage: Eukaryota; Viridiplantae; Streptophyta; Magnoliopsida; Celastrales; Celastraceae
Product: NDR1/HIN1-like protein 10
Exons: 1
Coding region: 147-818 (223 amino acids)
Biological process (GO): defense response to other organism
Source: RefSeq, a predicted model, not a curated record